This is a messenger RNA of Camelina sativa (false flax), 1768 nucleotides long. RefSeq lists its product as uncharacterized. The record is from RefSeq and is a predicted model, not a curated record. Lineage: Eukaryota; Viridiplantae; Streptophyta; Magnoliopsida; Brassicales; Brassicaceae.
AACAGAAGAAAUAAUUUUGAGAAGAAAGCCAAAAAAGAGCCUCUCGUCACACCACUAACCCCAGAGUGGGGAAGAGAAUACAGAAGAAGAAGAAGAAGAAGAAGAAGAAGAAGAAGAUGGGUUUGAUAUCAGCGAAAGAGACGAAGCACAAUAACAACAACACUAGAGGAGCCAUGGGUUUGCUCUUAGUCUUCUUCCCUGACCACAACAACAACAACGACGACUCUCCUUCUUUUUCACCUUCUUCUUCUUCUUCUUCUCCGGCGGCAAUAACGACUCUCUUCCGCACCAGAUCUUCACGUCUUCUCCUCUCCAAAGCUCAAUCAACAAUCUCAAUCUGCAUCCUCCUCCUCUUCCUCACUCUCUUCCUCUUCACCCUCUCCACCUUCGAGCCUUCCUCUGGUUUUCCCUCCGUUUCUUCUCGUCCUCACCGUCGAUUCCUCCUCAACCGCGACAUCGUCGGAUCUCAACCCCUCCGUCGUCGUUACGAUCGAUUCGCUCUCCAAGGUAUGGGUACUCUGUUUCUGCGAGGCACCAGGAGCAUGCAAGGCUUAAUCGUAGCUCACCUCGCUUCCGACGCGACGGACGACGAUCUCCGUCUCUUCAUGCGGCUGCUCCACCGCUCCGGUGUCACUUCUAAAUCCGACGUCGUUUUGCUCUUCAAUUCGCCUUCCUCUGGUUCUAGAUUCGCCGGAUUUAUCGAAGAGGAGAACGACUCGUUCUUAAAACUCGUCGAUGUUCAUCGGAGCUCGAAUUCGUCGGAUCAAAUCGAUUCGGUUUGGGGAUUUAAUCUGACUAAAUUCAUGAAGAAGACGUCAUCAUCACCAGAGCCUAUCUGGGGGAAGAAGACUCACAGAGCUUCUUCAAACGAUUCGUCGUUGAUUAUUAUUAAUAAUAAUAACUCGACCGAGUCAAACGAGUUGACUCAUGGCUCUGUUGUGGGGUUCGACGUGACUGAGUUGGAUCCUGAAAACUCGCUAUCCGGGUUCAUGGACCACGUUCCGAUAAGUUUGAGGAGGUGGGCGUGUUACCCAAUGCUGCUUGGUCGAGUAAGACGCAAUUUCAAACACGUUAUGCUCGUCGACGCUAAAACCUCCUUGUUCCUCGGCGACCCGUUUACCCGGAUUCGUAACCGGAGCCCCGAGUCUGUCCUCUUUUUUUCCAAACACAGCAGCAAGAAAAGUUCUGAUGUUAACCCGGCGAUUCUGGUCGGCGGAGCCAAAGGGAUCAGGAGACUGUCGAGCUCGAUGCACACUGAGAUCGUGAGAGCGGCGAUGCAGCAGCAGCAGCACAAGAACAAGAAGAAGAGCUCUGUUACGACGGACUCGGUUGUGUUGAGUCAGCUCGUUGGGAAUGUUCACAUGGUUAAGAACUUUGAAGUGGUUGCGAGUGAGUCGGCGGUGCCGGAAGCGAGUUCGCUAGCUGAGUUGAGGACGAGAAACUCGGCGGCUUCGUCGAUAAAGAAUCAUGAUAUAAUACAACGCGGUAAUGGUAAUGGUAACAGUAAUCAUAUUACUGAUAUAAUUAUGAAACGUAUUUGUUCUUGUGAAUUAGAUUCUUCUGUUUAUAAUUACUGUUAGCAUUUAUUAAUACUUUUAAGAAAUUUACAAAAACAAAUUUUUGUACACAUUUGACAUUUGUUAUGUUCUUAGAUUUUUUGUUUUCCCCUUUUUUUUUUACAGAUGUUUUAUUAGUAUGUCCACGUUACGUUCUGUAUUCAUUAUUGAUUUGGUCUCCUUCGGAAAUAAUCAUUGAUCAAAUCAGGAGA